Messenger RNA from Ipomoea triloba (trilobed morning glory), 1300 nucleotides. Its product is annotated as mediator of RNA polymerase II transcription subunit 20a-like. Gene Ontology annotation, cellular component: mediator complex. The record is from RefSeq and is a predicted model, not a curated record. NCBI's taxonomy places the organism in Eukaryota, Viridiplantae, Streptophyta, Magnoliopsida, Solanales, Convolvulaceae. Gene Ontology annotation, biological process: regulation of transcription by RNA polymerase II. Gene Ontology annotation, molecular function: transcription coactivator activity. Bases 300 to 968 code for a protein of 222 amino acids. The transcript is spliced from 6 exons.
UUCCCCGCUGUGUCUUCUUUUGCUUCACACCUUCAGCCUAGUCCGUCUUCACUCUUCCGCGAGGCAGCGAGCAGAGUGCGCCAUAGCCCGCAGGCCGCCGCAGCAGCGAGCCAGCAGCUCCGCCGGACCGCCGCCACCGCGCGACCGCAGAUUCGCAGACCACAGCUCCGUCGUCAGUCGUGAAGCAGCAGCUCCUCGCCUCCCCAGGGAUUUUUUGUACUGCCUGGACACAGAGGCUUCCAACAACAAAAAAGAGCAGUCAAUUCACGGAUCAAAGCUCGAGCUUUCUGAUAUCCAUUAUGCCAAUCAAAUGGGUUUUGCACUGGCAACCAAAUGCUGGCACAACAGUGAACACCCAAAUCCUAACUGAAGUUUCUCAGUGUGUUGAAGGCAUUAAUGGAGUCAAGGAAGGAAGGUGGAAAGCUACUCUCAGCUUCUACAAGCCAAUGCUAAAAGACAUAGCCAAUGCAAAUGAAUUUCCGCGUGACUUUUGGGGGAUUUCACUUCAAGAGCAGCCUGACAAGUAUUACUUUGUCAUUAGAGGGCAACGGCUAGUUAUGGAAGCAGAAUCAUCAAUUCAGAACAUAAUGGAGAAGCUUCAGUCUUAUAAAACUCGGGUUGCACUUAAUUUUGAGGGGUUUCAAUACCAACUUGGUGACUUCCGGCUGCGAGUGGGAAAAGUUGUCCCAAUCCACUCUGAGAGCUUGAGGGGAAUAGUUAUGGAGAUGGAGUAUCUUCCCAUUUCUUCAUGGGAAACAUCACACCAAAUCAUGGGCGAGUUCUUUGAUAUCUGGAAGGAUGCUCUCUCAAAGAGAUCAUUACCAGGUCAUUUUAUGCAUAUCGAACCAAACUUCACAGAGUUUGGCCUCCCCGAUCAGUAUACUCCUCAACACACAGCUGUUCAGUAUGCUUGUAUCAUGGCUCAAAUGAUAGCCACAGCUCAGUCAGCCGCCCAGAUGAGAAACUAGACAAGGCAAGAUCCUCGUUCCAUGUAGUCUUCUUAGAUGUUUUGUUUGUACAAUUUGAGUAUGAACCUUCUUUUGCAUUUCAAUGGGGAUUCGAGCAUAGAUUGAUAGUAAUUAUCACUCUUUUAUAAAAGCCCGAAGUUGGUUUCAGAUUGUUAAGAGUCCCACAUAAAAAAAUAAGGGAGAACAUGUGGGUUUAUCAGGUCACGGGUUAGACUAGCUAAUUGAUUGGAUUCAAUCUUUUAGUGUGGCUUGACACAUGUGCAUUAUAACCCAAUUGAGUGAUCUUGGCCCAUCUUUAGAUUAUAACAUUAUAUCAUAGCAUGUUCGGUCCA